AUGAAAAUCCUUGUGUUACUUCUGGUGGUGCUGGCCAUCUUUGGAACACAAUCUCAUGGAUUCGAGGUUUAUAACAUCAUCAGCCCAAACAACAAUGGUGGCAAUAUUCAACAGACAGUGACAAUCGAUAAUGAGAAAAAUACAGCCAUCGUUAACAUCCAUUCCGGAUCAUGCUCUUCUACCACGGUUUUUGACUAUAAACACGGUUACAUCGCAUCCAGAGUCCUCUCCCGAAGAGCCUGCUUCAUCAUGAAGAUGGAUCAUAAAGCCAUCCCUGCUCUGGACCAACUCAAACGGUACAUCUACGAGAGGCAGGCUCUGAACACCAUGUUCUCGGACAAGUACACCUGGGUCAAGUACAACCCACUGCAGUCUCUGAUCACAGACGUGAAAUGGUUUUUGUUCGGGUCACCCAUCGAGAAGCUCUGCAAACACAUCCCCUUGUAUAAGGCGGAAGUGGUUGAAAAGCCACAUGACGUUGGUGCUAAUGGCUGCGCAAAGGUUGGGCUCCUGGGCAUCUUAGGGAUUUCCAUCUGUGGAGACAUUCAUGUUUAA
Messenger RNA from Miniopterus natalensis, 555 nucleotides. It is a transcript of the gene GKN2, whose product is annotated as gastrokine 2. Lineage: Eukaryota; Metazoa; Chordata; Mammalia; Chiroptera; Miniopteridae. The record is from RefSeq and is a predicted model, not a curated record.